Molecule: messenger RNA, 1782 nt
Organism: Diospyros lotus (date-plum)
Lineage: Eukaryota; Viridiplantae; Streptophyta; Magnoliopsida; Ericales; Ebenaceae
Product: tobamovirus multiplication protein 1
Exons: 13
Coding region: 353-1420 (355 amino acids)
Source: RefSeq, a predicted model, not a curated record
UCUUUCUCUCUCUCUCUCUCUCUCCAAUCACGUUCUCUCUCUAAAACUAUACCCUUUCUUUCCCUUUAUAAGCUCUCUCUCUCUCUCUCUCUUAAAAUCCCUAUCGAAUCCGCCAGCAGAUUCCUGCAGAAGACAAUCGCAAUAUUUUCUGAACCAUACGCCUUGUCACUGAACUUUCUGUCUCGUUUUCCCGAGAAAGGGACAGAAAAUUUGCGUCUACAGCGUCCCGGAUUUGUACGUACGUCCGUACAUAUUCAUUCGUACGUUCUUGGAUGCGUUACUGACUGAGAUUAGGGAGAGAUAGAGGUCGGGAUUGGCGAGGGCUCAUGCGCUUGGCGAGGAGGCAGUCACAAUGUUCGAAUUGAGAGACGGGAGUUGCUAUCCCAAGGCCGUGGUCGGCGUCAGUGCUGCCCUUGCUUGCAUUGACGGUGCAAUUUCUGUUCUUGCAUUUUAUCAGUUAAUAAGGAUUCAUGCAAGGGAUUCACAUCUUGGAUGGACUCGCCAGAAAGUGUUUCAUCUAAUGAUUGGCUGUGCAAAUAUGGGUUAUUUUGUUUACUUUGUUUUGACUCCGCUUGCCGCUUGCAAUGGUUGGCUAUGCUGGUCACACUCUUGUGGAUUUAUUUUCAUGGCAUGUCCCAAAAUUUUGUUUCUUGCAGCAUUUCUUCUACUUCUAUCAUUCUGGGUUGACCUUUGCCAUCAGGCAAAUGAGGAAGAUGAUGAGGAUGAGGAGUGCAGUCCUAGAGAAGCUUUGUUGGAGAGAACAUCCAGUAAACCAGAUUCAAAUUCUGAUACUCACAGAAAAUGUUGCUCUUUCCGUGCCAGCCAUGUUGGAAGCCGCCAAAAAGUUGUGAUUUUGGUUACUACAUUAAUAUUUGUUUUAAUGAUUGCAUCUGCGGUCCUUAUUUGGAUUGGGAUGGGAGGGAAUCCUAUCAAUUCAGCAGUGGUGACCCGGGCGUAUGUAGAUCUGUUUGCCAUUGUGAACCUUUGUCUAGGAGGAGCAUUAGCAUGUUAUGGACUUGUGUUAUUCUUGAAAAUGAGGAAAGUAAGAUCUGAAAGAGCAGCUUCUGAAAUGUGGAAGGUUGCAGGUUUGGCAGCUGUAUCUGUUCUUUGUUUCACUUCAAGUGCAUCAGUAGCAAUCUUUACUGAUAUACCUAUGCUUUAUCAGUGGCAACAUCGUCAACAUGCUAACAUUGUAUAUACAACUCUUCUGUUGAUUCUGUAUUCCUUCAUAGGUUUAUCUGUCCCUUCAGCAUUUCUGUUAUGGGUUAUGAGAGAAUUACCACCUCCAGUUGUAGUUAGUGCACAAGAAGAAUCAAGAGCAAUAGCUUUCAUUCAUGAUAAUUCAGUAGCCAUCCAUCCUUCACGGUGGAUUGCUACCGCAAGCUCGCAGAAUCAGGUAUCAAGAGCGAGCCCUAUAUAAGUGCACCCUGAUGGAUUCUUCUUUGCUUGAAGUACUGGAGCUUGCAGUGAAAAUGCUGAGAAAGAAAUUGGCAGAUAAAAGUUGGAUCAUAGUAGCGCAGCCCCAGUUGAGAUGAAGGAAAUUUAAUGAUAUCCUUAACAAGAAGGCAUUGUGGUGCAGCCGUAAGUCUGCCAUUUGCCAUGAUUUUGACAAUCUUGUACAUAACACCACAAUGCAAACAAAGCUCCUUUAACCUUAGGAUUGCCUGUUGCAAGGCUUCUGGGCAUAGAAUGGUUUCCCUUAACAUUGAACUCUUUUCUAACUAAAAUGUUUAAUGCAAUAAUAUCCAUGCCUAUAGUAAUGAUUGAAAGUGCAUUAUCAUC